Molecule: messenger RNA, 3638 nt
Organism: Lontra canadensis (Northern American river otter)
Lineage: Eukaryota; Metazoa; Chordata; Mammalia; Carnivora; Mustelidae
Gene: EYA4
Product: EYA transcriptional coactivator and phosphatase 4
Exons: 20
Coding region: 606-2525 (639 amino acids)
Biological process (GO): cell differentiation; positive regulation of DNA repair; negative regulation of extrinsic apoptotic signaling pathway in absence of ligand
Cellular component (GO): nucleus
Molecular function (GO): protein tyrosine phosphatase activity
Source: RefSeq, a predicted model, not a curated record
GCCCGCCCCGGGCCCCUCCGGCGGCCUCCAGUGGCCGCGGGAGACGGCGCCGGCGUCCCCCGCCCCCAAUCCCGCGCGCAAGUGCAAGGCUGCCCGCGGCGCGGCGCACGCUCCGCCGCUCACGGCUUCCGCGCAAAACUUCGAGCCUGUCCACGUGAAGUUGUCGCUCGGGUUCAGAGGGGGAAAGAGCUUAGGGAAAAGCGGGGCAGUGGCGACAGCGGUGGCUGUGCGCGCGCUCUCUUUUUCUUUUCUUCCACUUUUUCCCCACCCCUGUCUUAGUCCAGAGUUUUGGCUCCUUUCCUUUCCUCCUCCCCCUCGGAGCCGGCUUCUCCCCCCGCCCCGUUUCUCCCCCACUAGUGUACGCUAUUUGUCGGGGGGUGGCCGAAGGGGAUGUCCUGUUUUCACCAGAGGCACAACGCGAAGGGGAAGCUCCGACAUUGGAAGGAACGAGAGUAAAUACCUAAAUACAGACGCACGGGUCCGCGGCUGGGACAGACACUUGAACUUCAGAUCCGGAGGCGAUCCGGGCUUCAGGGAGAUAGUCCACUUUUUAAUUGAAGGAAGCUGCUUCUAUUUGGGGGUGGCUGGAGAAGUGAGAAAACCACAUGGAAGACUCCCAGGACUUAAAUGAGCAAUCAGUAAAGAAAACGUGCACAGAACCAGACGUUUCAGAAGCUCAGAAUUCCAGGUCUAUGGAAAUGCAGGACCUCGCAAGUCCUCAUCCUCUUGUUGGAAGUGGUGAUACUCCUGGUAGCUCCAAACUGGAGAAGGCUAAUCUCAGCAGCACAUCUGUCACCACAAAUGGAACAGGAGGGGACAACAUGACUGUUUUAAACACUGCAGACUGGUUGCUGAGUUGCAACACCCCCUCUUCUGCAACAAUGUCUCUCCUUGCAGUCAAAACAGAGCCUUUGAACAGCAGUGAAGCGGCAACCACCACUGGAGAUGGAGCCCUUGACACUUUUACUGGGUCAGUAAUAACAAGUAGUGGCUACAGCCCCAGAUCAGCACAUCAAUAUUCCCCACAGCUAUAUCCUUCCAAGCCCUAUCCACACAUUCUUUCUACACCAGCAGCUCAAACGAUGUCUGCCUACGCAGGCCAGACUCAGUAUUCGGGGAUGCAGCAGCCAGCGGUCUACACAGCCUACUCACAGACAGGACAGCCCUACAGCCUGCCCACUUACGAUCUGGGUGUGAUGUUGCCAGGCAUCAAGACGGAGAGUGGACUUUCACAGACCCCAUCCCCGUUACAGAGCGGGUGCCUCAGUUACAGCCCAGGGUUUUCCACCCCACAGCCUGGCCAGACGCCGUAUUCUUACCAGAUGCCAGGUUCUAGUUUUGCACCAUCAUCUACUAUUUAUGCAAAUAAUUCAGUCUCCAAUUCAACAAAUUUUAGUGGUUCACAACAGGAUUACCCAUCCUACACAGCCUUUGGCCAAAACCAGUAUGCACAGUAUUACUCAGCCUCCACAUACGGGGCAUAUAUGACGUCAAAUAACACGGCUGAUGGCACAUCGUCAUCGACCUCAACCUAUCAGUUGCAGGAAUCUCUCCCAGGACUGACCAGCCAACCAGGAGAGUUUGAUACCGUGCAGAGCCCUUCCACACCUAUCAAAGAUCUUGAUGAGAGAACGUGCAGGAGUUCUGGGUCAAAAUCCCGAGGAAGAGGCCGGAAAAACAAUCCCUCCCCACCUCCUGACAGUGACCUGGAGCGUGUGUUUGUCUGGGACUUGGAUGAAACCAUCAUUGUUUUCCACUCACUGCUCACAGGGUCUUAUGCCCAGAAGUAUGGCAAGGAUCCCCCCAUGGCUGUAACCCUGGGACUCCGAAUGGAAGAAAUGAUUUUUAAUCUUGCUGAUACACAUUUAUUUUUUAAUGAUUUAGAGGAAUGUGAUCAAGUUCAUAUAGAUGAUGUUUCCUCUGAUGAUAAUGGGCAGGACUUAAGUACCUACAGUUUUGCAACUGAUGGCUUCCAUGCAGCUGCAAGUAGUGCAAACCUUUGUUUGCCAACAGGUGUAAGAGGAGGGGUUGACUGGAUGAGGAAGUUGGCUUUUCGUUACAGAAGAGUAAAAGAACUAUAUAACACCUACAAGAACAAUGUUGGAGGACUCCUUGGCCCUGCCAAGAGAGAUGCAUGGUUACAGUUAAGGGCAGAGAUCGAAGGUCUCACCGACUCCUGGCUAACAAACGCACUUAAAUCUUUAUCAAUUAUUAGUACUAGGAGUAAUUGCGUAAAUGUCUUGGUCACGACAACCCAACUGAUCCCAGCACUUGCGAAGGUUCUCCUCUAUAGUUUAGGAGGUGCUUUCCCCAUUGAGAAUAUUUACAGUGCAACUAAAAUAGGAAAAGAAAGUUGCUUUGAACGAAUAAUGCAAAGGUUUGGCAGAAAAGUAGUAUAUGUUGUAAUUGGGGAUGGUGUAGAAGAAGAACAGGCAGCAAAAAAGCACAACAUGCCCUUUUGGAGGAUAUCAAGUCACUCAGACCUCUUGGCUCUUCAUCAAGCACUGGAAUUAGAGUAUUUGUAACUGUGUUCUCUAGCUGGAGAUCCAUUUUUUUUUUUUUUAAUUUCAAAGUACACUGAAUUUUUAUGUGUGAUUCAAUGCCUCUGGCUUUACACAUAUAAAUUGUCUUAAAGGAUGAAAUCAUAUUUGGAGUGAAAAUUCCAGAAUGAAGAAUUCAGAUUGCUGAAUGGAGUUAAACUUUAGCGCUACAGAAAGGAAGCUCUAUGGUCUUAUAUUUACAACACUUUAAUGGUUUAAAAAAAAAAAAUCUGUGGAGGUUGCUGGUACACACCGAGUGAGUCCUCACUGGAAUUAACAGCUUUAGCAAAGAAUGCUGACCCUGGCAGAACGCCAACACAGGCUCCGUCCGACAAGGUGGUGUUCAACAACAUUCCUCAAAAUGGGAGAUCUUCUCAGCCCUGAGGUUUGAAUCUGACUUUAGCCUACCUAGCCCAGAAAAUCUGAAUUGGAAUGCACUCAGACUGUAUAAGGACAAUCCUAUCUAGACCUGUAAUUUGUGUAAAUUAUUGAUGAAAAUAAUUUACUGUGACUUUAUUAGCAGCUGACUUUGCAAGUGGAUGCAAUUUUUCUUUCAUUUUUUGGGGAGGGAAGGGGGUGGGCAAUGGGAGUCUCAUAAUGUCUCUUUUUUAAGUUUGGCAAACAGAAUGUUCAUACUGAUGUGUUGUGCCUUAAAGACAAGACAGCGUUUGUGUGUUACGGUGUAACUUUGGUUAAAAUCUCUGUAGAUAAUGAAAAACAAAAACAACAACAAAAAAAAAAACCUUUGUGAUCAUUCUUAAGAUGACCAAAUUUAAAAUUCAAGCUAUCAGAGCUUAAUACUGCAUCACCAAGAAACUGAGUAUUUGUUGCAAUAAGAAAACAAUGAUAAUAAAGGAAAGCUUGUAUUUUAUUUGGGUUCUUAAUAAUUCCAAUAAUUAUAUGAGGCAACUACUUAUGCAUCCAGCCAUAAGCAGAAGGUUUGGGAAAGACUGUGGGACCUUUACUUAGAAAGUGAAAUGUAUGUUGAAGUCUCGAGUACCCCUUUUUACAGUUCUUCUGGAGAAAACUAAGAGCCAUAUUAAAGACUACUUACACUAUUUUGAGUUUGACUUUUUGAUAUGUGUAAGUUGUGUAGAG